UACCUGUUCCUGGUGGCGUUCGCGUGGAUGUGCGUGGAGGGCCUCCACCUACAUGUGAUGGUGAGGAACCUACAGCGCAUCAACGCGGCGGGUGCCCACCGGGCUCUGCGCUGGUUCAUGUACCCCUUCAGCUACGGGCUGCCCGCCAUCAUCGUGGUCGUGUCCGCGGCAACAAACCCCGGCGGCUACGGAUCAAGCCAGCACUGCUGGUUGUCAAUUGAUAAAGGACUUAUCUGGAGUUUCAUUGCCCCAGUCUGUGCCAUCAUUCUGUUUAACACGGUUCUGUUCAUCGUGACGCUCAGGAUGCUGAGACGACAGAUCACGCGGCUCAACACGCAGGUCACAAAGAUCAAGGACACGAGGAUGCUGACGGUGAAGGCCAUCGCUCAAUGCCUGGUGCUGGGCUGUACCUGGAUCCUCAGCCUCUUCCACUUCCAGGACUCCACCACCGUGCUGACCUACAUGUUCACCAUCAUCCACAGCCUGCAGGGGACGCUCAUCUUCCUCAUUCUCUGUGUCUUCAACCCGCAGGUGAGGGAGGGCUACCGGAGUUGCUGGGACAGAGCAUGUGGUGACUGGAGGAGCAGCUACACCGACACAGCCUCGACCAGCCAGCCGCUGACCAAAUCCUCGGGAGCGGGUCUGCUUGUUCCAACAGAUCUAGAAGGUGCAGUAGAAUCGCGUGACGUGGAGGCCUGUGGUGAGGUACGAGACCUGGAUGUGACUGAUGUCCUGGCCUAUAUCAACGUGAAGCCCAUCGUCGUUCUGCCACCCCCCCCUCUCCCACGGCCGCCCCUCCCCCAGGACUACUCCCGCAGAUCUCUCCUUCGCCCAGAUGUUUACAAGCAUUUUCCAGAUGUGGCUCGCUGA
Messenger RNA from Amblyraja radiata (thorny skate), 870 nucleotides. RefSeq names its product adhesion G protein-coupled receptor E3-like. Gene Ontology annotation, biological process: adenylate cyclase-activating G protein-coupled receptor signaling pathway; cell surface receptor signaling pathway. NCBI's taxonomy places the organism in Eukaryota, Metazoa, Chordata, Chondrichthyes, Rajiformes, Rajidae. Gene Ontology annotation, molecular function: G protein-coupled receptor activity. Gene Ontology annotation, cellular component: plasma membrane. The transcript is spliced from 6 exons. The coding region runs from base 28 to 870 and encodes 280 amino acids. The record is from RefSeq and is a predicted model, not a curated record.